Prunus armeniaca (apricot) is the source of this 588-nucleotide messenger RNA. Lineage: Eukaryota; Viridiplantae; Streptophyta; Magnoliopsida; Rosales; Rosaceae. The record is from the annotation of a GenBank genome assembly.
AUGGCCGCUACUUCAGAAAAGACGGGACCCACCAACCCUGCUCUGGAACCGGACCUCGAUGCUCCUGACAAUCCGGGUCACGAGUUCGCUCAAUUCGGAUCCGGGUGCUUCUGGGGAGCGGAGCUGAGGUUCCAGCGAGUGGUCGGAGUGGUCAAGACAGAGGUCGGCUACUCCCAGGGCCACGUGGAGGAUCCGAAUUACAAAUUGGUUUGCACCGGAACCACCAACCACGCGGAGGUGGUUCGGGUCCAGUUUGACCCGGAAGUCUGCCCUUACACUGAUCUGCUCUCAGUCUUUUGGGCUCGUCAUGAUCCAACGACGCUCAAUCGCCAGGGUGGUGAUGUUGGUACACAGUAUCGAUCUGGAAUAUACCACUACAAUGAAAACCAGGAGCGUCUGGCCCGGGAAUCAAAGGAGGCAAAGCAAGUGGAGUUGAAGGAUAAGAAGGUGGUGACUGAGAUUCUGCCAGCAAAGAGGUUUUACAGGGCAGAGGAGUAUCAUCAGCAAUAUCUGGAAAAGGGAGGAGGUCAAGGCAACAAACAGUCAGCUGAAAAGGGUUGCACUGAUCCUAUUAGGUGCUAUGGUUGA